UGUCAAAAAACAUUACGCAGCCAGUGUGGGUAUGUUUGUGUUUGUGUGCCUCUUGACUACACGUUGAAGACAUGGCAGCCAAAAUGGAGCUUGCACCUCUCAGACCGUGGGAUGAUUUCUUCCCCGGAGCGGACCGUUUUGCCAAACCAGAGUUCGGAGAUUUAGCAAAGUGGAACAACAGAGUGAUCAGCAAUUUACUGUACUAUCAGACGAAUUAUUUCGCCGUAGCUGUGGUGGUUUUCAUCAUCGUAGGGUUCCUGAACCCACUUGGCAUGUUUCUGGGAGGAGCUGUGGUGACUCUGGUCUUCAUGGGUUCAGUGUGGGCAGGAGAGAACAAGGCCACCAUCAAGAACUUCAAAAGGAAGAACCCCACCCUGUUUGUCAUUGGGGUUAUGGUCACCAGCUACUUUCUGCUGUCACUGUGUGGUGGUGUCAUGGUGUUCAUCUUUGGAAUCACCUUCCCUUUGCUGUUGAUCCUGAUCCACGCCUCUCUGAGACUGCGCAACAUGAAGAACAGACUGGAGAACAAAAUUGAAGGUGUUGGGCUGAAGAAGACCCCCAUGGGCGUCAUCAUGGACCUCCUGGAUCAACAGGAGGAGAAAAUUAACAAGAUUCAGGAUUUUAUUGAAAGCAAACUGAAGGAGUAAGGCUCUCACAAAGAGUGUGCCAAGUGAAGUAAGUGUUAUACAGUAUGGAUUAAAAUUUCCCUAGCAUCGUCCCAUGUGUCAGGUUUUUAUCCCCCUAUACCCUAUAUCAAGUUACUGAAGUUUGCAUUCCCAUACUUUUUGUCCAUUUACUUUAUUCUGUUCUACAUUUGUAUUAGUUUAUACUAUCUAAACUGAACAGAUGGUCACUUACAAAAAGAUUAUAACAAGAUUUGCACAAUCACCAUGUGGACUGGAUUUUGAGAUGCAAUGGACACUAAAGAUAACCAAAGUUUUGAGCAUUCCAGUGACAAAAAAUGUUCCAAAAACAAAUCAUUUCCCUUGUCGACAGUGCACUUUGUUCGACAUGAUGACUGAGUAUUUAUUUCAGCAAAAUAAGCUGAAUGUUUCAACACAGUGCAGUUAGUAGAUACCAGUUAUAUUUAUUCGAAAAGAACCCAGAUCCUUUCAGUUUGCUACCUCAAAACAAGCAUGUUAAAUUUUCCUCUCACAGAGCAGACCCAACACCCAGUGAACUGCUUAAUAAACAGCAAUAACUCUCAUCUCGUUACUUCAGGAGCUGUAUGCAUACUGAUCUGAGACCAGUUUGCUUCUGACCUAGACGUGGUUACCUGACCUGACUCAUAAUCCUGGAAUUUAGAUUUUCCUCUUGUCAAAAUAUUUGUGCAUACAGUUCCGGACCAUACAGGCUGGCCUGAGUAUAUCCCCUCUGACCACAGCUAUGCAAUACUGAAAAAUGAAUGGCAAGUGCAGCUUUAUUGUUUGAAUAUUAUGUUAUUUACAUGUUUGCUGUUACUAUUUUUGAUGUGUCUUUAUUUUCACAAUACAGCAUGCAGAAAUGUAUAAAAUGGCUGCAGGAUACAGAGUACAUAACUUCGACAAUGAAUACUGAUUCAACUGAAAUUUUAAUUUUAAUCUAUCACUAUCCCCUCAUCAUUAGUAAAUACUGGAAUAGAGACAUCCUCUGCUGUUUUCCCAUGAAAUACCUUUUCCUUGUGAAAGAGCUAAAUUAAAUCUGUCAUCCGCAAUGUAAAAUUUUAUUUUAUACUGCUACUCCUGAUAGUAAAAGCAGGUGUUUCCUGUUGCUUUUCACACCUUGACUGCAGUUUGUGCAUGCUAACUUCACAAAUGGCAGUUUGGAGAGAUUGUUGAUGUUAAAUGGAUGCUAUAUUAUAUAUUGUCUAUGUUUUUAUGUGACUUUUUCAUUAUUGAAAAGUGACGAUGAAAUCACAGAACUGGGCAUAAAAGAUGGCUAUCCUCUAUAAAAAUAAAGAGAACCUAAUUUAUGUUGCGGCCGUUUUUCAAUCAAGUCUCAGAGUGAAUAUAUAGUUUUUUUUUAUUUAUCACAAAAUUUAGAGUUAUUCUUGUCUUAUUUGGGUUAAAUGCAAAACGAAGUAUUUGUAAUUGUAGGCCAUUAAUAAAACAAAUGAAAAGCUUAUAAUACCACUGAAUAGCAAACUAAUAAAUACCCUUACAGAUGGUGUGUA
Molecule: messenger RNA, 2152 nt
Organism: Toxotes jaculatrix (banded archerfish)
Lineage: Eukaryota; Metazoa; Chordata; Actinopteri; Toxotidae
Product: PRA1 family protein 3-like
Exons: 3
Coding region: 72-647 (191 amino acids)
Biological process (GO): negative regulation of transport
Cellular component (GO): membrane
Source: RefSeq, a predicted model, not a curated record